AACAAAACAAAACACACUCUUAACAAAUCCACGGUUGGACAUAUGUCGUCCCAACUACUUCUUUUGAACUCUCCCAAUACUCACAACUGCUCUCAAAUUAUAACCACCGCCACCGCCACCGCCACAACACCCGCCCUCUCCACCGCCGGAUUCACCUAGGGUUUAUCCCAUUCGUUCUCCCCUUACCCCUUCAUACAAAAAAAAAAUCAUUUCCAGAGGUAAAAUAGAAACCAGGAGAAAGCCUUUUUCUUAUUACAUUGCAUUAAAUAAAUGUCUGAUUUCAGAUCCGCCUUCUAAAAAAUUAUUAAAAAAAAAAAAAAAGAGAGAGAAACUGAAUCUCUUUUAUGCUCUCUCUAAAACCUUCAGUCUAUAAUUGAAGAAAAAGAGAUACUAUGAAACAAGACAACACUACUCAAAAGAGAGGCAGCGGCGGAGGCGGAGGAGGAGGUCUACCAACCACCGCCAACGGCAGAGUUGUUGGUGGUGGCCGUUCAGCAAUGCCACGUGGCAGACAGAUCCAUAAGACGUUCAACAACAUCAAGAUUACUAUUUUAUGCGGUUUCGUUACCAUUCUUGUCCUCAGAGGCACAAUCGGUAUAGGAAGUCUCACUAGCUCUGAUGCUGAAGCUAUUAAUCAGAAUUUAAUCGAAGAGACUAAUCGGAUAUUGGCUGAGAUCCGAUCCGAUAACGAUCCGACCGACCCGGAUGAGCCUCCAGAGCUUGAGAUCAACCCUAAUGUUACCUACACUUUAGGUCCUAAAAUUGAAAAUUGGGAUCAGGAGCGUAAGGUAUGGCGUAAUCAAAACCCUGAAUUUCCUAGUUUUGUUAAUGGGAAGCCUAGGAUUUUGCUUUUAACCGGGUCACCGCCCAGCCCGUGUGAUAACCCGAUUGGGGACCAUUAUUUGUUGAAAGCUAUCAAGAACAAGAUUGAUUAUUGUAGGAUUCAUGGGAUUGAGAUUGUUUAUAAUAUGGCUCAUUUGGAUAAAGAAUUAGCUGGGUAUUGGGCCAAAUUGCCAAUGAUUAGGAGAUUGAUGCUUUCACAUCCUGAAGUCGAGUGGAUUUGGUGGAUGGAUAGUGAUGCUAUGUUUACUGACAUGGUUUUCGAGAUCCCAUUAUCCAAGUACGAUAAGCAUAAUUUAGUGAUUCAUGGGUACCCUGAUUUGUUGUUUGAUCAAAAGUCUUGGAUUGCUUUGAAUACUGGGAGUUUCUUGUUUAGGAAUUGUCAGUGGAGUUUAGAUUUGCUUGAUGCUUGGGCUCCCAUGGGCCCUAAAGGAACAAUAAGGGAGGAGGCUGGUAAGAUUUUAACUGCUAAUUUGAAAGGGCGGCCUGCGUUUGAGGCUGAUGAUCAGUCAGCUUUGAUUUACUUGCUGCUUUCGCAGAAGGAUCAAUGGAUGGAUAAGGUGUAUAUUGAGAAUCAGUACUAUUUACAUGGUUAUUGGGCAGGGUUGGUAGAUCGGUAUGAGGAGAUGAUGGAAAAGUACCAUCCAGGAUUGGGUGAUGAGAGGUGGCCUUUUGUUACUCAUUUUGUUGGUUGCAAGCCUUGUGGGAGCUAUGGGGACUAUCCUGUUGAGCGGUGCUUGAAAAGCAUGGAAAGGGCCUUCAAUUUUGCUGAUAACCAGGUGCUUAAGUUAUACGGAUUUGGGCAUAGGGGAUUAUUGAGCCCCAAGAUCAAGAGGAUCAGGAAUGAGACAGUGACUCCCUUGGAGUAUGUAGACCAGUUUGAUAUUCGCCAUUCAGUGCAUGGAAGCAGCAGAUGAGGGAGAAAAUGGAUCAGAGAACUAGGGAGUGAAAUACUUUCACUGUGCCAUAAUUUGUAGGUAAUGUAAUUCCUCAGUCAAAGGCAGAUUUAAAUUUGAUAACAGUUUACAUUUUAAGUGAGUUUCCUUGCUAAGUUAUCUUGGUUCUGCUUCUGCGAACAAAUGGUAGAAUUCUUUGAUUGACAUCUACAUUUCUUCUUGUGUUUGAGUAAUCAAUGAAGAGAAUUUAUAAUCAAA
Ricinus communis (castor bean) is the source of this 1994-nucleotide messenger RNA. Its product is annotated as probable xyloglucan 6-xylosyltransferase 5. The coding region runs from base 393 to 1757 and encodes 454 amino acids. Gene Ontology annotation, cellular component: membrane; endosome; trans-Golgi network. Gene Ontology annotation, molecular function: hexosyltransferase activity. NCBI's taxonomy places the organism in Eukaryota, Viridiplantae, Streptophyta, Magnoliopsida, Malpighiales, Euphorbiaceae. The transcript has a single exon. Gene Ontology annotation, biological process: xyloglucan biosynthetic process. The record is from RefSeq and is a predicted model, not a curated record.